AAGAAAACCCGGAAGUGACGUAUAAAAUUAAAAGCUACGCUGACUCCAUUUUCUAGUUGGAGUAUAUCUGUUGUCGAUUUACUUUAUUAUUUCUUUAAAGGACCAAUUUAUCCAUUCCUAUUUCAUUUUAUUGUUGAAAUACAAAUUAUAUUUCAAGAUGGGAGGCGGAGAUCUGAACUUAAAAAAGAGCUGGCAUCCCCAGACUAUGAAAAACAUCGAGCGAGUUUGGAAAGCUGAGCAGAAACAUGAAGCUGAACGCAAGAAGAUCGAGGAGCUCCAGAAGGAGCUGAAGAACGAACGAGCCCGAGAAGAAAUGACCAGAUAUGCAGAGGAAACCGGUGCCAUCAAGAAAAGAGACGAUCGCCUGGACUGGAUGUACCAGGGUCCUGCUGGUCAGGUGUCCAGAGAUGAGUAUCUGCUGGGGCGCCCCAUCGACAAGCAAAUCACUGAUCAGUACGAGGAACCAGAGAGCGGGCCGUCAGCUGAGACGGGCCUCCUGCCAGGGUCCAUUUUCAACCCCACCACCCCCGCUUCCGGCCUCGAUCUGGCUUCUAAGAUCAGGGAGGACCCCUUGUUCCAGAUCCGGAAACGUGAGGAAGAAAAGAAGAGAGAAGUUCUCACUAAUCCCGUAAAAAUGAAGAAAAUCAAGGAAAUGCUGCGGCAAAAUCUUGAAAAAGACAAGAAAAAGAAGAGGAAGAAGGAAAAGAAGGAGAAGAAAGAGAGAAAAGAAAAGAAGCACAAGAGGAGGAGUUCAAGUUCGAGCUCAGACGACGAAGAGGACAAACACAGGUCACACUCGAGAGACGAGUCCACAGACACGAGAUCUCAUCAUCUUCCAGGAUACGGCCUGCAGCUUCCUGCCGGCAGACAUCAGCAGGCCCCGGCGGCGUCGAGUCACUCGGGCCGCAGAGAGAGGAGCCGGUCACGAUCUCCUCCCCGGAACCACAAGGACGGCCGCUCGUCCUCACACAGGGCUGAGAGGAAGGUGGAGCCCAGGGCUCCCAGUCCACAGUGGUACCACCGACAGAGGAACCACGUGUCAAAGAAGCUUUCUGCGGAGGACCUGGAGAAGAAGAGACGUGAGAUGAUGAGCCAGGCUAAGCAGCGAGAGGAGGACCGGGAGAACAACGUGAGGAGGUACAAGAGGCAGGACGAGCAGGAGAAGCAGCGGGAGCACAACGUCAAACGCGACCGACACGCUGGAUUCAUCCACGACAUGAAGCUGGAAAGCGCCGCGAGCUCCUCGUUGGAGGACCGCGUGAAGAGAAACAUCCACUCCAUCCAGAGAACGCCGGCCUCCCUUGACAACUUCAUGAAGCGGAACUAGUUUGUUCCGAUCUUCGUCUUCUUUCAAACGUUUAGUCUCGGAUGAACGGAUGAUGCGACUCCGUCUGUGGCUUUUAUUUUGAAAACAGAUAUUUGUUUUUCAGAAUAAAGCUUAAAGAUUACCAGUUUGUCCUCGCCGCGUCAAAAAGCUUUUAUAGACUUGAUUUGUUCUUUGUACAGUUUGUUGUUGAGUUUACAGAAUUUGUUUUGAACAGAUGGUUUUUGUAAUAUAUGACCUUUGAACAAGAUUAAAUACAAU
This is a messenger RNA of Nematolebias whitei (Rio pearlfish), 1585 nucleotides long. RefSeq names its product CWC25 spliceosome associated protein homolog (gene cwc25). Bases 158 to 1327 code for a protein of 389 amino acids. The transcript has 9 exons. NCBI's taxonomy places the organism in Eukaryota, Metazoa, Chordata, Actinopteri, Cyprinodontiformes, Rivulidae. The record is from RefSeq and is a predicted model, not a curated record. Gene Ontology annotation, cellular component: U2-type spliceosomal complex. Gene Ontology annotation, biological process: mRNA splicing, via spliceosome.